UUUUUUGCCGAUUUUUGACACACCACGCCAAAAAGGUUGCCCAUCACUGCUCUAGACUCCUGCUCAAGGAGCAGGUGGCACUCAUGGCCAGGAGGGUCUAGACACAACUGAGAAUUGUGCACCAGUUACAUCUUUCCUAGACCAACAGUUCCUGUUCACAGUCACCCAUGCAUUAGUCACCUCUUGUCUUGACUAUUACAAAGCAUUCUACAGAGAGCUGUCCUUGAAAAUAUUUGGAAGUUUCAAUUGGUUCAAAAUGUGAUGGACUGCAUGGUUUUGUGCAGGCCUAGAUGUGCAUGUAUCUUUUUUUCUGUAGGAACUGUACUGAUUUGCUUCCAAUUCAAGAUGCUGGUUGCUACCUUCAAAGCCUUAUAUGGUUUGGGAUCAGGUUUCUUGAAGAACCAUCUUUUCUUGGUCACAUUUAUCUGAUUUAUCAGAGUAGGAAAUGCUACUGGUUCAUUCCCUAGGAGGUCCAUCUAAUGGAACCAAGAAGAAAGACCUCCUCCGUGAUUGCUUGCUCCCUGUGGAAUAUCUUACUUGUGGAGAUAAAAUUGUCCCCCGUUUGACAUAUUUUUACAAGGCUCUGAAGACCUAGUUUUGCCAAUGGACUUGGCCCUAGAAUAGGAUGGAACCCAUCAAAAGACUUAUUUGACUUGUUCCAAAGGGAUAGGGGAUUAUUCCUUUUAAUUGCUUUUUAUAUUGGGUUUUUAUCCUUGUAAGCCGCAGUCUAUCAGUGAGUUAGGCAGCCAUAUAAAUUUUCCUAAAUAAAUAACAAAAGAGGAAUCAAAAAGAACGGUGCCCUUCAGCUAUGCCUAUAAUUGGCAUGCAAUUACCAAACCACUAUAGCAGAAUUCAUUGCUAACUAAGAGUUGGCUUGGAUUUUAAUUCUUUUAUAAUUGAGUGAGGGGGAGCACGAUUUCAAUAUUCUUUGCUUGCACUGUUCCUCCUUUUUGAAGAGAAGUUCUGAAAAAUCUAAGGUAAGGGCUUGGACCAGAGUGUGAUCAGUUAUCUUUAGAAACCAACAGCAUAAAAAUAUGUCUGUAGAGACUGGAGUUAAAGUUUUAUAGCUUCUGUUUGAACUUAAGAAUCAAAUAAAAAACGCCAUACCAGUAAAUAGAAAUAAAGUGUUCUCUCUUAUCCAUACUUCAGGUAUAACAGGGAUAAUCUAGACUCCAGCAUAUCUGCAUCAUUGCAAUUUGGCCAAAGACUUAAUCCCUUAGAGCAGUACUUUCCAAACUGUUCUAUUUAAAGACCCUGACAUUCCUUAGACGUUUACUAGGUCUUCCCCAUAACUGCAGAAUGGUUUCCCUGAAAAACAUUUUGUCCUUCGAUAAUAAUAUAGUUGUUUUCUUAUUAAAGUGUUGCAGAAAAAGGGUUGGGAUGAAGCCCAUGGCAAAUUCUGAUUCAUAGUUCAUACAGAACAUGAAGUGCAUUUGUAACAUGCAACAUUUCCUAAAAGAUGGAAAGUUUUAAACAGACUGAGAAAGAAACCUUUUUAUUUUAGUUACUGAAAAUUCAAAAUACUUUUCUUGAAGAAUGGUUAGUCCUGCAUCAUUACAAUAAGUAUAAUUUAGACUUAAUGAUAUUUACUAGAAAAGUGAUCUCCAAACUCUUUGUAGUAGUAGUUUAUUUGAAAUUUUAAAAACAUAGUCUCAACAUUCUUAGGAGUGCCUAAGUGUAAGAACAAAUGGGGUUUGUGGGUGAAUAACAACAUGGUAUAUGAAUGUGGAGGGAUGCAGAGUCUGGCCCAUUUGUUGGUCUACAGUAGAAUACACUAAAAGGGGCAAGUUUCUGACCAAUGUUAAAGCCAAAAAGGUGGGUUCAUUCUGGAAGUUGAAACUUUGAUCUGGACACAAAUUAAAUAAAUUAAAGCAUUAUUAUGCAUUGACAAAGAUUCUGGAGAGAAAACCCAUUACAUGUACAAAGUGCCAGUUUUCUAAAAUGUUAAUUAUCCCUUCCAAACCCCCACAUUGGUGCUCGUGGGCACCAGGCUGAAGGCCAUGGCACUUGAUAUUGAAUAGCACUCUAGUAUCUCAAUUUAAUUUGUUAAAUCACAUGAAGUUUUGAAAUGAAUUAUAGACAUGGAAACACUAUGAAAAAAAACAUGAGGUUACUAUCUGCAUGUCCCGGAUGUUGAAAUUGUUAAUGGAGUUAUCUUCAUUCAUGAAAGGAUUUAGUUCAGUGAUCAUCUAGUUAUCAAUCAGAGACAUGGCUUUCCCACUCAGCUUCAUACCACACCCUCCCUCUCUUCAUUAGUGCUCUGGCUAUGUUUUAAUAGCUGGUAUUUGUGAUGGGGCAUCUGAUCCAAUGCUUGAGUUAAAUAUAGCCCUGUCUAGUGUAAGGAGAAGAUUUAAUGGGAAAUGGUUAGCAUUCUUUCUCCCUAAAGAACAGAGGGAGAGGGAGAGAGAGACGAGAGAGACAUGCACACAUAAACAUCUCGAAUCAGUGAGAGGCUGAAGGAGGAAAGGCAAGCAGAAAAGACAGUGGUCAAGAAAUCAUACAGCUCGCAGCCAGAAUGGUUAUCCUCAGCUGGAUUGCUCUGGGAUUUUAUCUUCAGCUCUUUUUCUGUUGGGCUUUGUCUCAAACCUCUUUUGUCGACAGUGUCUUCUCCAUUUCAGCAGCCCUCCCUUGUCUGGACCAGAAGAAACGGAUCAAUUCUAACCGAGGAUGCUCUUUGAUCGCUCUUGCACUUCCUCCUCCUCCUCCCCCUCCUCCUCCCCCACCAUUAUUUCCUCCACCACACUUCACACACGGGUGGGAUUCUAUGUUGUUUACUCUGGAUCUGAAAAACUUGUGUCAAGAGCUUCAGAUAACACAAUCUCCCUGUGCAGAAUCUGUAUGUCCCCCAGGACCUCCUGGCCCCCAGGGCCCACAAGGUAUUCCUGGUGUGAAAGGACCAAAAGGAGUAAAAGGUGAGAUUGGAAGACCAGGAAGAAAGGGCAGUCGAGGUCCUCCAGGUGUCCCUGGAAUGCCAGGAUCUAUUGGAUGGCCUGGUCCAAUGGGACUAAAGGGUGAAAAGGGAGAUUUAGGUUUGAUGGGAUUGCCAGGUAUAAGAGGACCAAUGGGUUUCAAGGGUAGUACAGGGGGUCCCGGACAAAAGGGAGCUCAAGGACAGAAAGGAGUCAAAGGCAGCAAAGGUGAUAAGGGAUACAUGGGUUUGCCUGGAAUGUUGGGGCAAAAGGGAGAAAUGGGUCCAAAGGGAGAAGCUGGUGCAUCAGGACAUAGAGGACCGACUGGACGGCCAGGGAAACGAGGCAAACAAGGACAAAAAGGAGACAUAGGACCCCCUGGAAGUAUAGGCCCACCAGGACAGUUAAUAGCAGGGCAACUAAUGGGGCCAAAGGGAGAAAGAGGACUUCCAGGACCUCCAGGAAAUUGUCUCUGCAACUCUCAGCCAAAUGUGAAUGGUCCACCAUAUGAGGAACCACUGUUUGGAGAGGCCUAUUCCAAAGUACCUGCAAUUUUUGUAGUGAAUAAUCAGGAAGACCUGGAAAGAUUAAACACAGAAAAUGCUCUAGCAUUUCGAAGAGAUCAACGAUCUUUAUACUUUAAAGAUACUUUUGGAUGGUUUCCAAUCCAGCAGCUAAAAACUUCCUAUCCACUGGAUCAUCUGCUAGGAGAUAAUAAUGUCUGUGGAGAUGGCAUCAUCCAAGAUGGAGAAGAAUGUGAUGAUGGCAACACCAUUGUGACUGAUCAUUGUAUAAGAUGCCACCAUGCUUAUUGUGGAGAUGGCUAUCGGCAUGAAGGUGGAGAAGAAUGUGAUGGGAAUGACUUUGGAUACUUAACGUGCAAAACAUAUCUCCCUGGGUCUUAUGGAAAAUUACGCUGCACUUCCUACUGUUACAUUGACUCUACAGAUUGUCGCUAUUUUACAUGAAAAGUGAGUGGUGAGAAAGGAGUGACCUAUAUAUGACAUGCAUGCAUCAGGUGCUACAUUAGUAUCAUCAAACCAAGACUGGACGAUAGAGAAACAAUCAAUGCUGCAACAACCAUUGUCAUGUUGCCAUGAUGAUUGGAAAGAAGUGUUAAUUUCCUGAUCACAGUGGAAGAAAAUCGGACCAUCCUUUCCUGUCUUAAUAGAAAACAUCCAGUGACAGUAAGACUCAAGAUUUGCCUUUUUCAUGAUUGGCUGAAGGAAUUUUCCUGUGUAUCAAGAACAAAAACAAACCAAAGGAACAGUAUAUUUAACUUCAUACUUUAGGUUAUUAAAAUACAAUAAUACCUCAAUUUAGCACUGUUAGUUCUUCAAAUAAGCUCUUCAGGUUUUCUUAAGACUUUUCCAGGAUAAAAGCAGAUCUGUUGCCAGUGUUUAUAAGGAGUCUUUUGUUUUUGUUUUUUAAUUAUUAUUAUUACAAUGUGAAAUUUCUCCAUGCUUUAGCUGCAUGAAUUACGUGAAUUACAUGCAAAUACUUUAUGUUUGUUGAUUUGGGCAAUUUAAGCUGCAGCCCAAUGCCCUCUAAUGUUGUAUUAAAUGUCACUGAACUCAUUCUGACUUAACUUCUGUGCAGAUGUGCCCAAAUAAGAGCUAAAGAGAAAUAGACUAUUUAGUUUUAGUUUAAAAAUAAAUAAAUUAAAACAAGAGAGAUGCAAUGAGUUUAAAUCAUAUUUGCUGACAGUUUAAAUGAGACAAUUAGGAAGGAACCACAUUUGCUGGCUAAUAACACCACUGAAAUAGAUAGACACUGUUCAGAAUCCUAGGAAUAGGAUCAGUUUCUGAUGCUGAAAGAAAUAAUGCCUUGAGCUCAUAUUCCAGUCAGCUAGAGCCAACAUGGCCAAUAAUGAUGUAAAGUACCAUUCAGCGACUUCUGGAAGACUGCAGCACAUUGUUUUUAAAAACUAAGGACUCCUAUGCAAGUUUAUACAGAUGCCUGUUUCAUGUCCAGUGGGUCUAAACAUUUAGGAACCUGGUCAGGGUUGUAGUCAGAUUUUCUGCAUCUCCAGAUCAGUAGCUCAUAUGGAACAAGCUAGUGAAUAUACUCUUUCAUGCAUUGUAUUCAUGAAAAUAUUUGGAAAUAAUAAGAUCCUAACUGAAUUCAUUUAAAAUAUACACUUACAUUUACCACUGCAUGGAAGACUGCGUUUGAAAAGCUGAGUUGUAUUAAUAAUUGUUGAGAAACUUUCAAUCAAACUUUAAUUCUGGUUUAUUUGCCAGGAAAUGUUAACUAGUUGCUCACUUUUAUUGAUUUCUAGUCUGAUAAUUGCUUUCCAGUCUCAGCUUUGUAUAACAUUAUAUAUGAUUGUGUAUAUAUUCCUAUUUGUACAGCUUAGUCUAAAUGCUGUAUAGAUUUUAUAUGUAUAUAAAUGGAUUUUCUUUUCCUAUUUUCUAGAAAAAAAUUAUCAGCAUUCAGAAUACUAUUUACUUUAUAGCAGACAUUAAAAAGGAAGUUUUACAUUGGAAAUAUGCUAAGAUACAAAUUGAAACUUUAAAUGCAGGUAGAUUAAUUUUUCAUUUGGUGAAAUAUUAGUUCAAAUUAAAAGAAUUAAGACAGACCACUCUUUUCCUGCUAUUAUUGAUCCAAAAUAUAUGUUUGAAAUGCAUGAAACUUGUAAAACAUUGGCUACUGUUAUAUUCUGCUUUUUCUGUAGAUAUUAAAUACAGAGGACAGCACACAAUUAUAAUAAAAUUAAUAUAAUAAUUAUUCAUCCUUUUUACCAUAGAUAUGUAGAUUAUUUUAAGUCUGCAUGUGUAUAGUAUUGUGAAAAUAUUUUUUUA
Molecule: messenger RNA, 5713 nt
Organism: Thamnophis elegans (Western terrestrial garter snake)
Lineage: Eukaryota; Metazoa; Chordata; Lepidosauria; Squamata; Natricidae
Gene: COLQ
Product: collagen like tail subunit of asymmetric acetylcholinesterase
Exons: 17
Coding region: 2516-3877 (453 amino acids)
Source: RefSeq, a predicted model, not a curated record